UGUUAGCAUAAAAAAAGUGUUAUUAGUUUUCUUCUUUAUUAUAUUAUCUCAAAAUAGAAGAAAAAACGAUGAAGACAAUUCUUUGGUGUUUGAUAAUAAAAAUUUUGAUUAUUAACGGAUCGUCAGUGGAGGACUUUUUCUUCAAGAAUAAUGAACAAAAUUAUGAAACUUCGAAUGAAGAAUUCCAACUUUGUAAAGAUCAGCAACUAUCUUUAAAUUUUUCCAAUACAAUUGUAACUAAAGUUGGAGAGAAUUUUCUCACAAGUACAUUAAUUUCGUGUUUGAAAAUGAAUAACAAUAGCAUUACAGAUGUAUCAUCUUCAGCUUUUGAUAAAAUUCCAAAUUUAACUUAUUUAAAUCUUGCCAAUAAUUCGAUUGGAAAAGAAGAACUUUUGCUUAGAGGGAAUUUUAAAAAUUUGAAGAUACUUAUUUUAGACAAUGCUUAUUAUUAUCGUUGGAGUGAAUUUGGAUUAACUUUUGGAGGAAAUUAUCCCUCUCUUGAAAAGCUCUAUCUGAGAAAUAAUAAAAUAAGAUCGGUACACAUGGUCUACAAAGAUGAUUAUGAAGGGAAUUUUUCAAAAUUAACACAUUUAUAUUUAAAUAAUAAUUCACUUUUAAAUUUCUAUAAUGAUAGGAUGUUCUCAUAUGAAUUUAUAGCUCUAAGGUAUAUUAAUUUGAAUAAUAACAAUAUGGACACUGUGUAUAUUGAUCUACCAGAAAUCGAAUUUCUCUCCUUUGAUUAUAAUCGAGUUUCGUCAUUGUUUUUGAAAAGAACAAGAAAACUAGAAAAACUAUACGCAGCUCAUAAUCAUCUAUAUACAUUUUCCAAAGAUUCUUUAGAACAAUGCCAAAAGUUAAAAAUUUUAAACUUGAAGAGCAACAGAAUUUCUAAAUUAAGUAAAACAAUUUUAGAAAAAUGCAAUUCAUUGGAAUAUUUAAAUUUAGAUAACAAUGAAAUAAGUGAGAUUCCAGAAAUAUAUUCAACUUCAUAUUUAAAGAGAUUAUCGUUACGAUGCAAUAGAAUUGAUUCAUUAAAUUCAACCACUUUUUCUCUGAUGCCACAUUUGAUUGUACUUCGUCUAGAUGGAAAUAGAAUUUUUCAAGUUGAAGCCAAUACAUUUUUAACACUUGUCAAUUUACAAAGUCUCACUCUUGGUAAUAACAGACUUGGAAAUUUACCUGAAAAUUGGUCGCAAAAUUUGAAAAUGCUACAGAAUUUAAAUUUAGAAAAUAAUGAAUUCAAAAUGUUGGAAGAUAUGUCUCUAUCGUACGAUGAUGUAAUUUUAAAGAUAAACCUUACUAAUAAUCCAAUUGAACAACUGUUAGCGUAUUCUCCUGCUGCAAUACCGGAAAAUGCUGUAGUUUAUUUGGGUCUUAAAUCAACCCGAGUCGAAAGUUGUUCAAGGAAUUAUUGAAAUUGAUACUUUAGGAUUUGUAGUAAUGAAUAUAACAAGUAACAUUAACUAUUUUAUGUAUGCAUUAAUAAUAAACUUAUUAG
Molecule: messenger RNA, 1498 nt
Organism: Leptopilina heterotoma
Lineage: Eukaryota; Metazoa; Arthropoda; Insecta; Hymenoptera; Figitidae
Product: leucine-rich repeat-containing protein 15-like
Exons: 2
Coding region: 69-1415 (448 amino acids)
Molecular function (GO): protein binding
Source: RefSeq, a predicted model, not a curated record